UUGGAGCUCAUCCACAAAGGUGGCAAGUCAUCUGAGCGAAACGUCCUCUCCCCCCACCCCCCGCUUCCUUCCCCCGUUGUAUGUAGAAUAUCACUAUUCCGAGAACAUGUUCCGAGUCCUUUCCAGAGGUACGCAUCAGAACUUGUAAAUGCCAGUGACGAACAGCUGCCAACGGCGGUCCGAGCGCUUGAAGUUCAAAUAGCGCCUAAAGUCGCAACUCCGAAGGCUUUGGUGAUUUGUGCAAUGGACUCUCGCGAAAGUGGACCACAUCUUAUCGAGGCGGCAAAGGCGGGCGCAGCCCUAAUGGGUGUGGCCUAUGAAAGCCAUGGGGUUCUAACUACACCACAAUUACAUUACAUUGUGAGGUGCAAGAACGAUCCGACUUUUGGUGAUGCACGAGAAAUCGGAUACUACGCCCGUGUAUCGGACGCGUUUAAGAAGCUUCUCAAGCUCGGAACAAAGUCGGAUAAAUCAGACUAUUCAUCUCAUCUCAUACUUGACUGUGCCAACGGUGUCGGAGCGGAGAAGAUGCGCAUGUUGUGCCGUUUCCUUCCAGAGGACUCCUUGAACAUUGAGUUCAGAAAUGAAGACGGUGAAUUGAACCACGAGUGUGGUGCUGAUUACGUGAAGAUUGGGCAGGUCUUGCCUGCCGGUUUUGACGAUGUUGACGUGACUGAAAAAUGCGCUUCAUUCGAUGGGGAUGCAGACAGACUGAUAUAUUUCCGAGCAACUGGUGACGGAAAGAAGGUUACAUUGCUGGAUGGCGACAUUAUUGCUGUACUCCUCACGAAGUUCAUAAAAGAGGCAUUAGACGAUGCUGGAAUCACUGAACUAUCCGUUGGAGUUGUACAAACAGCGUAUGCUAAUGGAAAUUCAACGAAAUACCUCCAAGAAAUCGUGGGUGUGACUCCAGUUUUCGUGCCAACAGGUGUUAAACAUCUGCAUCAUGCCGCUAUGAAGUUCGACAUUGGCGUGUACUUCGAGGCAAAUGGGCACGGAACGGUUGUGUUCAGCGAAAAGUUCGACCAACUGAUAAGAAAGUAG
Cooperia oncophora is the source of this 1044-nucleotide messenger RNA. Lineage: Eukaryota; Metazoa; Nematoda; Chromadorea; Rhabditida; Trichostrongylidae. The record is from the annotation of a GenBank genome assembly.